This is a messenger RNA of Phaedon cochleariae (mustard beetle), 2211 nucleotides long. NCBI's taxonomy places the organism in Eukaryota, Metazoa, Arthropoda, Insecta, Coleoptera, Chrysomelidae. The record is from the annotation of a GenBank genome assembly.
AUGCACAAGAUAACCAAGGGUCUGAAGAAGAAGAAAAAAGGCAAAAAAUCCAAACAUAAGGAAGAGGACCUCUUCAAACCCGAAGAACUCGAGAACUACAGACGAGAACACCAAAACACCUCAGAAGAACAACCAGCUCAAAAUGAAGAAUGGAAGAAAUUCUUGGCAUUAACCUCCGAAGUCGACGACAUCCUAAAAAAAACUCAAGGAGACCUAGACCGCAUCAAAAGCACCUCCUUCUUCCAGAGAAAACCGACCGAGAGCGAGGUCAGAAAGAAAGAAGAAGAGAGGAUAGUAGAGGAGAAGAAAUCCGAGGAGCUAGCUUCGGCGAGUGUCACUAAGGAACCAACUUUAGCCGACCUAGGCAUCGUCGAAGUUUCAGAAUCCGAAUCGGAUGAGGAAGAAGACGAUAACCUCUUCGACACCACCUACUUGGAAGCUUUAGAGCAAGCUGCCGUCAAGCUAGCUUACAUUCCAGACUCUCCGACAGAGAAUCCAUUGGAAGGGGACGAUCCGUUUGACACUUCUAUAGCUGAAAGAGCUAUCCUAGGACCAGAGGUUCUGCGGAAGGGAAAGAAGCUUGUUCCGCUUGGAGCGGCUGUCGAGGUCCUAACUGGCAGGGUCGAGUUACCGACCUGCGCUACCAAAAGACCCACGAGCAGGAGGCAGGUGCUCAAGGAGAGGGAUUUAUUGCUUGGGAGCUUCGAUGAAGGUGCCGAUUUGGUGAUUGGAACUGCUAGUGCAGUAGCCGAACCAAUUCCGAAAACCCUUCUCGACGAAGAUCCUAUCCCAUUACCGGAAGCGCCAAUCGACUUGAGCAACCCCAUUCCAUACCCACAAGCACUUCCGAUCGUUACCACAUCCGACAACACCGCGAAUACAGCUGCUGACCAUAGCGAUAUACUCAAAGAAUUUGAUGUCACUGCUCCCGUAGAAGACGAAGACGACCUCGAAUUCGAAGCUCUAGCUGCGGAAAGUCUGUCUAAAGCUGCUGUAGCUCCUGAGCAGAGCUUACCAAUCAACACAGGAGCUAACUUUGCUGGAGAAGUUGAGUGGGGCGCGUUUGAUGCUGAGUUCGAAAAAACAGCAGUAGAAGACGAAGAAGUCCCAGAAGUCGAUCCAUUCGAUACAGCAUUCGCCGAUAAAGUUAUACCGGACUUGAUUCCCAACAAAGAAACUUACACUGAUGUAGCAAUAUUAGCGAAUGGAAAUAACUCUGCAGUAUUUGAAGAGAACUCGCUAUUUUCUGACGACCGCGUUGCAGGAAACGAGUUGAAUACAAUAAAACCCUGCGACAGAGACCUUCUUGGAGGAAGCAACGUCGACUUAUCCGUAAGCUCAAUACAACCACCCCAGAUACAGACAGAACCCUACUCCGAUCCGUUUGAUAAUGGAAAUAAUGUGGAAUCACUGAGUGAUGAUGAUUUUGAUCCAAGGGCAUCAGAGUUCUCCAAAGAACGUACCUUAUCACGACCAGACGUUCUGAACUUUUCGAGCUCAAAAACUGUAUCUUUCGAUCUACCCUCAACUGAGGAAAAUGCGUUCAAUGAUUCUAACAAAGUCAUAAAGCCAUUGACUCCCUUUUACACAAGAAAAACUUCCAUAGCGGAAUUGCCGGAAUCAGAUCCUUUCGACACUUCUUUCGCAACGAACUUAGCGCCAGGCAAAGCUGAACUUAAAAUUAUCGAGAGUGAGUUGUUCGACCCCAACGUCGAAAGGAACUUGGCACUACACGACAAACACUUCAAUCCAAGGGACGAAACUAGGGCCAGAAUCGACAGAGUCAUACAAGAUAUAGUCAACCCUAAAGUUGAAGCUUCCCAAUCAAUAGAUUUACUUGCUAUCGAUAAUGACAUACAAGCCAAAGUAUUGACACCUGGUGACGCGAACAGUAGUGUAACAGAGUUGAGUUAUUCUGACCCAUUCGACACUUCGAUAGCGAAGAAUAUACAGCCAGGAAAAACAGAGCUCAAACUUCUAGAAAGCCAACUGAUUGCUUCCCCUCCAGAACAAAAAAACUCUGAUCGGAAAGUCGACGACUUGUUGCUUCAAGAAGAUCAUAGAGUGAUAGCGAAACCACUUUCUCCUUCAGUAAGUCUCGAUUUCUCACCGGUCAUAAACGACGAUUUCGAUCCUUUUGACACGAGCUGUGCCAAUAACAUUCUACCAGGCAGAGCUGAACUAAAAGUGAUUGAGUCUGAAUUCAUCUAA